Messenger RNA from Telopea speciosissima, 2154 nucleotides. Its product is annotated as putative proline-rich receptor-like protein kinase PERK6. Gene Ontology annotation, molecular function: ATP binding; protein kinase activity. Bases 232 to 2154 code for a protein of 640 amino acids. The record is from RefSeq and is a predicted model, not a curated record. Lineage: Eukaryota; Viridiplantae; Streptophyta; Magnoliopsida; Proteales; Proteaceae. Gene Ontology annotation, biological process: protein phosphorylation. The transcript is spliced from 9 exons.
AUAGGAUAUUGGCAAAGUUCCCUCCUUUGGGGUAGGAAGUGAUUGGUGGAAGGGAAGGGGUCCUCUUUCUAGGAUGCAACUAUCACAAUGCAGACUCUUUUCCCUCUCCUGUUCUCCUUCCUGUGAGAACCCUCCCAUUUUCAUAGUUCAGGGUACGAGCAGUUACAGGACGAGUGGAGUAUUCCGGCAGACUCUGACGUUCAUCUUAGCCGGAAGCUCGUCAUUCGCAAAAUGGCUCCGUCACCUGUGACUGCUCCAUCAUCGGGCUCUUCUAAUUCGUCUUCCUCGUCUUCCUCGGCAGACGCACCAUCUCCGUCGUCGUCAUCAUCGUCGUCGUCAUCGUCGCCUCCGCCGCCGUCUAAAUCGUCUCCCCCUCCAUCAUCAUCAACUUCACCACCACCUCCAGAAUCAUCAUCACCAUCAUCAUCACCUCCCUCGCCGGCAUCACCACCACCACCAAAAUCAUCUUCCUCGUCCCCACCGCCACCGAAAGAUGGUGUUUCAUCAUCACCCCCACCUCCACCAUCAUCACAAAAAUCACCCCCACCUCCUCCAUCCCCUUCCAAUGGCAACAAUUCACCUCCGCCUCCACCUCCGCCUCCACCUCCACCACCACCUUCCAAUGCGUUAUCUCCUCCACCGCCACAUAAGUCAUCAUCCUCUUCCAGUUCUUCUGACAAGAUCCCCCUUAUCGUAGGAGUCUCAGUGGGAGUGGUAGCAUUACUUCUUAUUUUGGCUAUGGUCUUAGUGUGCUGCAAGAAGAAGAAGAAGCGAAGACCACAUAACCCGAUGCAAUACUAUGCUGACUCUGCAAGCAAUAAUUAUUAUAAUGGAAAUGUACAAAAUCAAAGCUGGCACAAUAAUCCACAAUCGAUGGAACAGGGGAUGAAGAUGCCACCACCAUCAGGAAUAGCAAUACCACAAGGGGGAGGGUGGCCUGCACCACCACCACCUCCACCCUUAAUGAGCAGCGAAAUGAGCACCACCAAUUUCUCAGGCCCACACCAUCCUCCACUACCACCACCAUCUCCAAACAUUGCCCUUGGAUUCAAUAAAAGCACAUUCAGCUAUGAUGAAUUAGCACAAGCAACAAAUGGGUUCUCUCAAGACAACUUAUUGGGUCAAGGUGGAUUUGGGUAUGUACACAAGGGAAUUCUACCUAGCGGCAAGGUUGUUGCUGUGAAAAGCCUCAAGACAGGCAGUGGGCAAGGAGAGCGUGAGUUCCAGGCAGAGGUUGAUAUCAUCAGCCGUGUCCAUCAUCGUCACCUUGUGUCACUCUGUGGCUAUUGUAUAGCUGGUGGGCAGCGGAUGUUGGUGUAUGAGUAUGUUCCCAACAAGACACUAGAGUUCCACCUUCAUGGACCUGGUCAACCAACCAUGGACUGGACAUCUAGGCUUCGGAUUGCAAUGGGAGCAGCUAAAGGACUUGCAUACCUUCAUGAAGACUGCCAUCCUCGCAUUAUCCAUCGUGAUAUUAAAGCCGCGAAUAUUCUGUUGGAUGAUAAUUAUGAAGCCAUGGUGGCAGAUUUUGGACUGGCUAAGUUAUCCUCUGACAAUUACACGCAUGUCUCCACUCGUGUGAUGGGAACUUUUGGGUAUUUGGCACCUGAGUAUGCAUCAAGUGGGAAGCUAACUGAGAAAUCUGAUGUCUUCUCAUUUGGUAUUAUGCUGUUGGAAUUGAUUACUGGAAGACCACCUGUGGACACUACUAACUCAUACAUGGAAGAUAGUCUAGUAGACUGGGCUAGGCCUCUUUUGACACGAGCACUGCAAGAAGGCCACUAUGAAGAGCUGGUGGAUCCACGCUUGGAGAACAAUUAUGACCCUCAUGAGAUGACCCAAAUGGUAUCCUGUGCAGCUGCAAGCAUUCGUCACUCUGCAAGGAGGCGUCCAAAGAUGAGCCAGAUUGUGCGUGCAUUGGAAGGUGAUUACUCAUUGGAGGAUUUGAAUGAUGGCAUAAGAACUGCGCAAAGCCCUGCCUUUAGCUCAAAUAGCGGCUCAGACUAUGAUGCGGCUUUAUAUACUGGAGAGGUGAAGAAGCAUAGGAAGGUGGCAACAGCAAGCCGAGAUCUGGGGAGCACUGAGUUCGGGCACAAUCCCUCAUCCUCAAGCGGUGAUUCUCGAGAAAUGAGUGUUAGGCGCACAAAUAUUUGA